Messenger RNA from Oncorhynchus mykiss (rainbow trout), 2267 nucleotides. Its product is annotated as glycogenin-1. Gene Ontology annotation, molecular function: glycosyltransferase activity. Lineage: Eukaryota; Metazoa; Chordata; Actinopteri; Salmoniformes; Salmonidae. The record is from RefSeq and is a predicted model, not a curated record.
UGCGCCAAGACCCUGUCACGUGACCCACGGUCUACAUGCGUCUAUAAAUUCACCUCCAUGUCGUAGGCUUGUCCUUUCCUAACGAAGGUGCUGUGUCUAAUCUACAGAGGAUCUGCAACUUCUACCAUCAAUAUGUCAAAAGACCAGGCUUUUGUGACAUUGGCCACCAAUGACAACUAUGCCAGAGGAGCCAUGGUCCUGGGAAAGUCCCUGAGGAACCACCAGACAACCAGGAAGCUGGUGGUAAUGAUCGGCCCCCACGUCUCUGAUCCCUGCAAGGGAGUGCUUCUCAAGAUCUUUGACGAGGUACUGUUGGUGGAUGUGUUGGACAGUGGAGACGCAGCUCACCUGGACCUGAUGAAGAGACCUGACCUGGGAGUCACCUUCACCAAGCUACACUGCUGGACCCUUACACACUACUCCAAAUGUGUCUUCAUGGAUGCAGACACACUGGUGGUACAGAACAUAGAUGAGUUGUUUGACAGAGAGGAGCUGUCUGCGGCCCCGGAUCCCGGCUGGCCAGACUGUUUCAACUCCGGCGUGUUCGUGUUCCGACCCUCCAACGAAACGUACAGCAAACUGCUCCAGUACUGCGCAGAGCACGGCAGCUUCGAUGGUGGAGACCAGGGGGUCUUGAAUGGCUUCUUCAGUAACUGGGCAACAGCAGAUAUAUCAAAACACCUCCCCUUCAUCUACAACCUCAGCAGCAUAGCGAUCUACACUUACCUUCCAGCAUUCAAACAAUACGGUGCCAACGCCAAGGUGGUCCACUUCCUGGGUCAGACCAAGCCGUGGAGCUACACGUACGACCCCAAGACCAAGAAGGUCAGCGGGGACAUGCAGGAGACCUCCACACACCCCAGCUUCCUCCUGGACUGGUGGUUCCUCUACUCUUCCUCUGUGGUGCCCAUGAUGACAGAGGGAUAUGGAGACCAGCCCUUCCACUCUGGCUGUGUGGAAGUCAGUCUAGAAUUCCAAUCCUCGGUCAAAGAAAGUUGUAAUCAUCAUGGUCACUGGCAUGAGCUGUGGUCCCAGAUCUAUAGUCACAAGGGGGAUGGAUGGAAGGGAAGCAGCACGUGUUUCCUCCCACAGUGUAGCAGCACGUCCCAGGAGCCCCAUCACACCGAGCCAUACGUGCCACCCGAGACAUCUGAGGAACGCAAGCAGAAAUGGGAGCAGGGCCAGGCGGACUACAUGGGAAUGGAUUCGUUUGACAAUAUCCAGAAAAAGCUUGAUGCUUUUCUCAAAUAAACGUCUACAAGGGAUCACUUAGUUUGACAGAUUGAUUUAGUAGACCCCCCCCCCCAAUUCUCGAUCUCACCAAUAGUUGGUUCUUUAGUGAACCACUACCCACACCAGCUCUAAGGAUUACAGCACAUUGUUUUACAAUGUGAAACAUUCUGACAUCGUUGGCAGAGCGCAUACUACACAAGUAUUGCAUAGUGUAUGUAUGUUUAGGCUGUCAUACUGUAAAGAUGCCCACAUUGUGAAGCACCAUUUUUUUUUGACACGCAUGAUUUAAAAAAUGUUUUGAAAUUGCUAUAUUUGUGAAGAGAAUAAACAGCAAUAAAAUAUGGCCUUGUCAGAUAUAUGAACAUACGAGCCUUACAUGGGGACACUGACACAUUUUAAAGAUUAAUACUUUAUUUUUUGGGGCACUGAAAUACUUCUGAAUCCUCAGACUAACAAAGCAUUUCAUGUAUUGUCCUGAAAUGUCCUGUGAAUGGAGUCUCCACACAGCACAACCAGGGACUGUAUGUGUUACCAUGCAGUCAGUUGGAUAUGAAGUCACACUUGAAUGUCUGGGCCCAGGGUAGGUCUUCAGUUGGCCUGGGCCCAGGGUAGGUCUUCAGUUGGCCUGGGCCCAGGGUAGGUCUUCAGUUGGCCUGGGCCCAGGGUAGGUCUUCAGUUGGCCUGGGCCCAGGGUAGGUCUUCAGUUGGCCUGGGCCCAGGGUAGGUCUUCAGUUGGCCUGGGCCGAAGGGUAGGUCUUCAGUUGGCCUGGGCCCAGGGUAGGUCUUCAGUUGGCCUGGGCCCAGGGUAGGUCUUUAGUUGUCGUAAACCCUCAAAAAGCUGGAUUUGAGAACCUGUUCCACUCCCUCUUUUGAGCUGAAGGCUCCAUUCUUGGGCUUGUGUUUGAUCAUAUCUGUACUCUUGGUACUGACACACCCCCGGGACAUGUUGGUCUCCUUCUGUUCAGCUUUUACUUGACACAUGGUGCCUGUACCACAGCCCCUGUCACAUGCUAAAUAAACUACUGGUAGAAUAA